AUGGGGAAGACGGAUUUCGGCGGCUUGUUAUGCCAGUUCGGUUCAGUACAAUUGCCGAACUCCAGCCACGUCUACGACAGCCUAACACAGUUCAAUUCGGCGUACCACCGACUGCACCCAUACAUUUCUGUCACCGUUUGUGUUUUCGGCAUGACGCUGAACGUGCUGAAUCUGGUGGUACUGACCCGUCAUUCACUCAUCAAGCACUCGAUCAACAACGUGUUGACGGCGAUGGCCGUCUGCGAUCUGGUCGUCAUGUCAAGCUACCUGGCCCUUACCAUCCAGGCUUUUACCGGUUCGUUCCGCUACAGCGCAUCGGCUAUGUACAAACUGGCCGUGUUCGUACUGUUCCACUCGAACACGUCGGUCAUCUGUCAUGCCACCAGCAUUUGGCUGACGGUGGUUCUGGCGACCAUCAGAGUGUCAACGCUGGCCAGGUCGCUGCAAGGCUCCACUGUGCACUGGGAUAUACCAACGGUACGCCGCAUCACUGUCCUAGUUUUCCUGUGCGUCCUCAUUCUGGACGUACCAACCAUGGUCCACGUGAUGUAUUUCACGUCCGUUUCCGUGCUAGGUACACAAAACAACUGUUUCGUGCUGAAAUUGGCUUUCUGGUCUAAUGGCAUCAUCUUCAAGAUCAUACCGUGCAUUCUGUUGACGUUCUUCAUCGGCGUCUUGCUGUGCAUUCUUUCAGAAGCGCGUCACCGAAGCAACCGGCUUUGCUCCCUUAACAGCGUUCGUCACCACAAUUUUAGCUGCAGAGACCACAUCACCUGGAUGCUGAUCACCUUGCUGCUGUCUUUUCUCUUUACUCAACUGCCGCAAGGGCUCUUGCUGAUUGGCACCGGCUUGUAUAAUCACGAAUUUCGGUCGAAAGUCUACAAUAAGCUCGGCGAAUUAAUGGAUCUCUUCUCGUUAUUGAACAGUGCAAUCAGCUUUUUCAUCUACUGUAUCAUGAGUCAACGCUUUCGGCAAACGUUUUGGCACAUAUUUUUGCCGCACUGCUUACGAAAACACAAAUUAAAUUUUUUGCCGCUUCAAACACUAGCUCUUUCCGUUGACGGCACUUGCACUGGUGAGCACGGUGUGGGCAUCGACAAGAAGAGCUACCUUGAGGCGGAAUUUGGAACUGACACGCUGCAAGUGAUGAAGACUCUGAAACGAGCCUUGGAUCCAAACGGCAUAUUGAAUCCAGGAAAGAUUUUCGAUUGGUGA
Soboliphyme baturini is the source of this 1215-nucleotide messenger RNA. Lineage: Eukaryota; Metazoa; Nematoda; Enoplea; Dioctophymatida; Soboliphymatidae. The record is from the annotation of a GenBank genome assembly.